Pundamilia nyererei is the source of this 2159-nucleotide messenger RNA. It is a transcript of the gene smpd1, whose product is annotated as sphingomyelin phosphodiesterase 1. Lineage: Eukaryota; Metazoa; Chordata; Actinopteri; Cichliformes; Cichlidae. Gene Ontology annotation, cellular component: lysosome. The coding region runs from base 226 to 2034 and encodes 602 amino acids. The transcript is spliced from 9 exons. Gene Ontology annotation, molecular function: acid sphingomyelin phosphodiesterase activity. Gene Ontology annotation, biological process: ceramide biosynthetic process; sphingomyelin catabolic process. The record is from RefSeq and is a predicted model, not a curated record.
CUGACUUUUUCAGAUGUCAGAGGCAGCAGCAGCAACCGCCGCUGAGGUGACAGUCGGACUUCCACAAAGAAAGAAGGCUGCCGUGCUCGUUUCGUUGCACUUUGUGGACGUGGGAGCUGGGCCGCUCUUGACCUUCCCGCUUCUCACUCAGGGAAAACUGCGGCACUUUGUUAUAUUCAGAGAGGCUGAGGCAAACGCUCUCUGAGGACACCUGCUGUCUGGACCAUGAGGCUCUCCUCUCAGCCGCCCUCCUUUGGGCUGAUAACCUGCUCUUUGGUCUUGAUAUUGCCGCUGUUUGGCUCCUGUCAUCCAGCGCAGCUUUCCGGAAACCCCAGCCUGGUGUUCAUGGAGCAGCUGAGCCACUCAAGUGUCAGAUUCAACUGGAGAAAUGUCACCUGCUACGUCUGCAAAGCUGUCUUCACCAUUGUUGAUGUUGCCCUUCUGAGUGAUGCAAAUGAAGAGCGAGUGGCACAAGCAGUAGGUGAGGCGUGUAUCCGUCUCCAUCUGGCUGAUGAGCAAGUCUGUCGGGAUAUAAUUGAGCUGUUCAGGGAUGACUUCAUAAGGGCCCUGCAGGAGUCAUUUCUGUGGCCCACUGAAGCGUGUGCUAUACUGGUGGGCCCUUCCUGUGGCAAAUUUGAUGUGUAUGCACCUUGGAACAUCACUUUGCCAAAUGUUCCUAAGCCCCCCGUUAAACCACCCUCUCCUCCCAAACCGGGUUCUCCACAGAGCAGAGUACUGUUUCUCACAGACGUCCACUGGGACAGGGAAUAUGACGUCAGCAGUGCUGCAGACUGCAAGGAACCUCUGUGUUGUCGUAACAAUUCAGGCUCUCCAAACUUGAGCAGGAGGAAGGCUGGGCACUGGGGAACUUAUGGAAAGUGUGACCUGCCUCUUUGGACAGUGGAGAACCUUCUGGAAAAUGCUGCCAAAGCUGGGCCAUGGGACUGGGUGUACUGGACUGGAGACAUACCAGCACACAAUGUGUGGUCACAGACCAGGGAGCAGCAGUUGUCAGAGCUUACUGUCAUCUCCAGACUCAUCCACAAACACCUGGGACCUAAUGUGAUGGUUUACCCUGCUGUAGGAAACCACGAGAGCACACCAGUAAACAGCUUCCCUCCACCCUAUAUUCAUGGCAACAGAUCCUCUUCCUGGCUAUAUGACCAAAUGGCAGAGGAAUGGGCCCCGUGGUUGCCAGAUCAGGCAUUGAAGACUUUAAGAUAUGGAGGAUUCUACACAGUGCAGAUUCAGCCUGGUCUGAGGCUGGUUUCUCUCAAUAUGAACUUUUGUGCACGAGAAAACUUUUGGCUGAUGGUGAACUCCACCGAUCCCGGGGAUCAGCUGCAGUGGCUCAUACACAUUCUCCAGGCCAGCGAGGACAAGGGAGAAAAAGUACAUAUCAUUGGUCACAUCCCACCUGGCCUUUGUCUUAGCAGCUGGAGCUGGAACUAUUAUCACAUUGUCAACAGGUAUGAAAGUACAAUCACUGGACAGUUUUUUGGCCAUACGCACCUGGAUGAGUUCCAGAUGUUUUAUGAUGAGGAAACCAUGACCCACCCAUUGGGGGUAGUGUUUAUUGCUCCCAGUGUCACUACCUUUGUUGGCCUUAAUCCAGGAUACCGUGUCUACUAUGUUGAUGGGAACUACCAAGGAAGCUCUCGGCUAGUACUCGACCAUGAAACCUACAUCAUGAACCUUACAGAGGCAAACCACAGUCCAUGGGCACCACAUAGUCCACAAAAGGAUCCUAAAUGGACACUACUGUACCGUGCCACUGAAGCUUAUGGUCUGUCUACUCUGUUCCCAUCCGAUUUUAAUCGGCUGAUUGGGACCUUUAUCAAUGAUGAUCCUGUCUUCCAGAAGUUCUGGUAUUUGAGGUAUAAAGGGCACGUCUCAAAGCCUUGCAAAGAGGUCUGCAAGACCGGUAUACUGUGCUACCUGCGAAGUGGGCGUUAUGAUGACCUGAAGCAGUGCGACUACCUUAAUGGUUUUAAAGGAAGCUUAGCCAGAGCUGCCACAAAAACUCUCUGUUGAUCUGAUGGAGUUUAGCCUGGAAAAGGCAGGGUGAGGGGGAAAAAGCAAUAUGACUAAAUAUGAUACUGAGCCAAAAACAAAUCAUCCUCUGUUGCAGAUGGACAAUGAUUGUUUUUUUGUUUUGU